Populus nigra (black poplar) is the source of this 2186-nucleotide messenger RNA. RefSeq names its product allene oxide cyclase, chloroplastic-like. The record is from RefSeq and is a predicted model, not a curated record. The coding region runs from base 1249 to 2025 and encodes 258 amino acids. The transcript has 3 exons. Gene Ontology annotation, biological process: jasmonic acid biosynthetic process. NCBI's taxonomy places the organism in Eukaryota, Viridiplantae, Streptophyta, Magnoliopsida, Malpighiales, Salicaceae. Gene Ontology annotation, molecular function: allene-oxide cyclase activity.
GCUGGACAAGUUCUUCUAUACCUAAGACAUGCUUAUACUAUUCUUGAGUGACCUCUUCUUCUUCUUCUUCUAUUUUUGGCAACUAUAUCAUUGAUUUAGGUAAUUCUGAUUCUACGUUCGUGUACUUUUUCUUUGUAGUUCAAACUAUAAUAGGAUAUAUGGUCUCGUCUUUAGUUCACUUCAUUCGUUGCCUGCGUCCCUCCAUUUGAUCUGAUCAUGGGGCUUGCUGGUUAGAUUCGAAUCUAUUGAGUCGAUGACGACCAGCAUUUGCCGAUGUCAUUAUUGUGGCAAGGAACAGGUGGGGAUGUAUUCUUAAAACUGUCUGAAUAUAGGAUUUGCCCUCAGGGUCGAACCAAAAAAUUAAAAGGCAAGGAAGAUUUUUUCGGUGACAAGUGUCACAAGACAAGCAUGGUUGUUUUUUUUUUUCCUGUGUUUUUAUUUUAAUUGGUUCUGGGCCAACUAUGAUUGUAGGUCCAGGUAUUUAUACUGUUGUUGAGGCUUAUGCUAUCUAUCUAUGUUGAUUUCUCUCGAACCGUGGUCUCUGAGACGGCGCACGAGUCUCUACUAGAGACGAGCACGAUAGUUGUUUUCUUUUGGACAGGGGAGUGGAGUUUAUUUUAUUUAAUUGACUAGGACAUGGAAUAGAGACUUCUUUCACGUUUUUUACUCCGGCCGAUUGUGUUGACCCGUAACUUCCUGGAAACACCUACCUGGCUCGUGUGAAAUCCGUGAUGCCUGAAUCUGGGUUGGUGAAUAGUCAACGAGUUAACCCUAUCUCUUCUUGUGCACUAAUGGGGUGGACGUGCACCAAUUUGCAAGUGGGUGUUUUGUAACCAAGGAUCCUAUUGGUAUAUUCUCUUGAGGAAAUGAAGCACUAAAGAUGGCAUUAGAUACCUCAUCUGGAAUGAGGGAAGAGGAAGCUCCAUCCAAGCUACCAACCGACCAUGUUCAUAGAAAUGAGCCGCUUGCAAGUUUAUUGCUACCAUAGACCAAAUGAGAGGCACCCUCCACGAAAUUUAAUUAAAAUGAUUUUGAUCUUUCCACAUGACGAUCGUUCACAUGCGGCCCAGCUCCACUUCUCCACUUUCCACGAAAAAAAUAAAAAUACAAAAAAAAUCCCCACGUGUUCGACAUGAAAUAUUUGAAAAAUCCUCUCUCUGUGUACUAUUUCUACAGAGUUUGAGCUGCCCAUCUUGAUUCUUGGCACUCUCUCCUCUGUCUAUCUUUCUAUCGUCACCGGCAUCAUCAAUGGCCUCCACCAGCUCUCUCAAGCCAGUCUCUUCUCUCAAACUCUCUAACCCAAGAUCCCAAUCUCGCAUCCAAUCCCAACAACAAUUGGGUUUCACUCACUCGCAAGGCUUUGCAAUUCAACACCUCAAACUCUCCAAAGCAACUCGUGAUCAAGAUGAUUUCUCAACAAAAAGAAGCUCCAGGGACUUCACCACCAGAGCUUUCUUCUUCAACAAGAAGCCUAGGUCCCCUCCAGUAUCUCCAAAACCAACUAAAGUUCAAGAGCUGAAUGUGUAUGAAAUCAACGAGCGAGACAGAGGCAGCCCAGCCUUUUUAAAACUGAGUCAAAAACCCCAAAACUCUCUCGGUGACCUUGUGCCUUUCUCCAACAAGCUUUACUCUGGAGACUUACAGAAACGGCUAGGCAUAACUUCUGGUCUCUGUGUACUAAUCCAAAAUGUGCCAGAAAAGAAAGGUGAUAGAUAUGAGGCAACAUACAGCUUCUACUUUGGUGAUUAUGGUCACAUAUCAGUACAAGGAGCAUACCUGACCUAUGAGGAUACCUACCUAGCUGUGACUGGUGGUUCUGGGAUCUUUGAGGGUGUCUAUGGACAGGUCAAGUUGCAGCAACUUGUGUUUCCUUUCAAGUUGUUUUACACUUUCUAUUUGAAGGGAAUACCUGAUUUGCCAGCUGAACUUCUGGGACAGCCAGUCACCCCAUCGCCAAGUGUGGAACCGGCUCCUGCUGCUAAGGCCACGGAACCUCGUGGGAUUAUCCAAAACUUCACUAAUUGAUCCAUUUUGUUUAUUUUUUAGCUAAAUUUCUUUUUGCCAUUUUCUUUCCAGUCAAUGUUUGUUUCUCGCCGGAGAAAUUAAGUCUCAAUGAUGUAUCUGGGGGGGCGGUGUUUGUUUUUGUAGUGUUGCAGUUAUUUUAAAUUAAUAUCUUUUUUAUAUUA